Morchella importuna is the source of this 3831-nucleotide messenger RNA. RefSeq lists its product as uncharacterized. The coding region runs from base 1 to 3831 and encodes 1276 amino acids. Gene Ontology annotation, molecular function: D-type glycerophospholipase activity. The transcript is spliced from 6 exons. Lineage: Eukaryota; Fungi; Ascomycota; Pezizomycetes; Pezizales; Morchellaceae. Gene Ontology annotation, biological process: cell motility; intracellular signal transduction; phosphatidic acid biosynthetic process. The record is from RefSeq and is a predicted model, not a curated record.
AUGGGGAGACACGAAAACUACAGUCCGAGCUCUCGCCGCAGAUCACCAAGCGCCGGUAGUUACAGGGUAAACUCCGAAGACGAGGAGGACUACUCCCACAACUCGGGGAAAAAAUACAAAGAAAAGAAAGAAAAGAAAGGAGACUCUGGCGACGAGCGUAAGAAGCGCGACAAAGAAGAAAAAGAGAGGCGCGAAAGAGAAAAGAAAGAGAAAAAGCGCCGGGAGAAGGAGGGCUACAGCGGCGGCGACCCCAGUAGUUAUGGGCGCCGUGAAGAUGAAUAUCGCCGACAUGAAUAUGUUCAGGAAGAAGAGAGGUCAAGUAGUUACGGCGAGGAGCGCCGUGAACACCGGUAUGAGGAGAGGUCCGACUCACGGGAGCGUGAGCGCAGAUUCCCCAGCGAGCACGGUGGCUACGGCAUGCACCAGGAAAGUCAUGGUUACGGCGAGAGGCCAAAUUUGCAGGCAUACGGCCAUCCGGGCUACGGAGAGCAGCCGGCGUAUGGAAGUCAGCCGCAAACCGGAAGUACUUAUCAACCAGGUCCCUCACCACCCCCGCCGCAGGCGGGGUACGGAGGUUAUGGAGGGUACCCGCCUUCGGGACCGCCGGGCCCACCUCCACCGCAAAGUUAUGGCCACGGGUAUCAUCCGCAAGAGCAGCCUAGCUAUGAAUUCCGCCCGCAGGAGCAACCGGCAUCUUAUAUAGGAUACAAUCAACCCUCACCAGCCCAAGGGCCUUACGCAGGAUACCAAGCGCCAGCGGGUCCACCUCCUGGUACUCCCGGCUAUCACUCACCAGCUCCCCCGGCACAUGGUAGCCACGGAUACAACCCACCAUCUCAGCCUCCUAGCUCAGGCUACGGUUCCUCGAUUUACAACGCGCCGUCUCCCGCAUAUAAUGCGCCAGCUCCGAUCUACAAUGCGCCGUCUCCCGCCUACGGUGCGCAAUCUGGCUACAAUCCUUCGCCUUCACACGGUGGGCCACCUUCCACUUAUCAUACCGUAACUGUCCCUCAAAACGCACCACCCAUACCCUUGGCGGCCCUGGGAGGCAUAGCUGCCGGUUUUGGUGCACAUGCUCAGAAGCCGCAAACCGAUGCCGCACAACAGGAAAACCCUCCCAGUGGGGCAGGUCCUGCAAAGGUUUCAUCGGGGGCGUCGGCCGGCCCGGCGAAGCCUGAGACGUCUGCAUUAAAUACCUUUACAACCGGCUUAAACUCGGCACUGCAUGGAUAUGCUAGGACAUUUUUUCCAGUGAACACAACUCAUAACGCUAAGAUACCUGGACCGGCAUCUCACCCGGAUAAGCCGACUGCAUCAUUGGGAGCUUCCGGCGAAAGUGGAGCACCAGCACAGGUUACUGAUGAAAGAUUUGAUUCCUUUGCACCCGUGAGGGGUGGUAAUGCGGUCAAGUGGUAUGUUGACGGGAAGGAUUACAUGUAUGCUGUCAGUAUAGCUCUGGAAAAUGCCCAGAAAAGCAUUUGGAUCCUGGAUUGGUGGUUGAGUCCUGAGAUUUAUCUUCGAAGGCCUCGAGGACCCGACGACCGAUACCGUCUCGACAGUAUGCUUUACCAAGCCGCUAGACGUGGUGUUAAGGUCAAUAUCAUUGUAUACAAGGAGGUUACCCAGGCCUUGACCCUGAACUCAUCGCACACCAAGCACCACCUUGAGGAUCUACACAAAAAUAUUGCUGUGUUUAGGCAUCCCGACCAUCUUCCAGAUAGGCCGACAGUGCAGCAGGAUAUCUGGAAGAAGAUUUCGGGCGGAAACUACUCAAUCGGCGAUGGGCUCAAAGGGCUUUACGGUAUGAGCAACGGUGUCGUGCUUUACUGGGCGCACCACGAGAAGCUGUGUUUGGUUGAUGGGGAGAUCGCUUUCAUGGGUGGUCUGGAUUUGUGCUUCGGAAGAUGGGACACGAAUAACCAUCCUAUCGCCGACGCCCACCCAAGGAAUGUUAACGAAGUCCUUUUUAUUGGGCAGGAUUACAAUAACGCUAGGUUGAUGGAUUUCCACACUGUUGAGAAAUGGGACCAGAACAAAGUAUCGCGCACCGAAUCCUCUCGAAUGGGAUGGACUGAUGUCGCACUAUCCUUCACGGGUCCGACAGUGGCUGAUCUGCAGCGCCAUUUCGUCGAGCGCUGGAAUUAUAUCUACACCGAGAAGUACAAGAUACGAAACGACGAUAGAUUCUCACUCCUCGAACCGAUCACGGUCAACGAACAGCGGCAAUACUACACCAAGGAACAGAGAGAAGAAAGGGCCUAUGGCCGCGGUAAUCACGCGGACCUUGUCGGGGUCCAGUGCCAGAUUGUCCGUUCGGCCAGUAAAUGGUCUCAUAACCUCCCCGUGACGGAGCACUCCAUUUGCCAGGCCUAUAUUGAGGUUAUUCUUGCAGCGCAGCACUUUAUCUACAUCGAAAACCAGUUCUUCAUCACGGCGACAGACAACCGGCAGACUCCCAUCAUCAAUAAGAUUGGCGCUGCAAUCGUCCAACGUAUCCUCCAGGCUGUAGAGAGGAGAGAGAAGUUCAGGGUCGUCGUGGUUAUGCCAGCUGUCCCUGCGUUUGCAGGCGAUCUCGAGGACGAUGGAAGCUUGGGUACUAGGGCUAUUAUGGAGUUCCAAUACCGGUCCAUCUGCAGAGACAACAAACUCUCAAUCAUGGAGCAGAUCGCAAAGUCAGGCGUUAAUCCGUUGGAGUACAUCCGUUUCUACAACCUGCGCAACUACGAUAGAAUCAAUGCCUCCCGCACGAUGGAUCGAGUCCAGCAAGAGUCCGGCGUACCCUAUGAGGAUGCUGCCGCAGCAUACGACGACAGGUUUGGCGGCGGCCACGGCCCAGGCACCCAUGGCUAUGGAAACCCUCAACCUGACGCUUACCCCCGGUACCAGCAAAAGGCGCCAGGCGGCAGCAGCGAAUGGGACAGUGUCUCACGAUGCGUAAUGCUCGAUGGCGCCGACAUUCGCAACGUCCCGUGGGAGGGCGAGCCAGAUCGGGAAAUGGACGCCUUUGUCUCCGAAGAGCUAUAUGUGCACUCGAAACUCCUCAUCGCCGACGACAGCACCGUCAUCUGCGGUUCAGCCAACUUGAACGACCGCAGUCAGCUCGGCGACCACGACUCGGAGAUUGCAAUCGUCAUUAAUGACCCCACCGAGCUGCCGUCCUACAUGAACGGGCAGCCCUACACAGCCAAACAAUUCGCGGCCACGCUACGCCGCCAGAUCUUUAGGAAGCACCUUGGCCUCAUCCCCGCGCAGGAGAUGACCGACAACAACAGCAAUAUGGCGCCUAUAUUCAUCCCCGAACGGGACGAGCGCGGUUAUCACAGAAACACAGUUCCCCAUAUCAUAACCAACUGCUACGACUUUAACUCGUACGAAGACAGCCUCGUUGUAGACCCGCUCGGCGAUCUCUUCUGGAACCUCUGGAACAGCACGGCAAGGACCAACACCGAGGUCUUCAGCAAGGCAUUCCACGCAGUGCCCAACGACCGCGUCAGGAACUGGGCCCAGUACAAGGAGUUCUACUCAAAGUACUUUGUGCCGACCGCGGAGGCUAAGCUACGCGCCGAGGCGGAGACGAAGGAACGUGCCGCGAAGGCAGCCGCGGCCGGACAGCCGAAGCCGGAGGACGUCAAGCCGAAGGCGAUGAUCGAGUAUGGCCAUGUGGUGAAGUCGGAGUUUUCGCCGGGCCCGCAGGGCGUGUGGGAGCUGAAGGAGCUGCUGAGUAAGGUUAAGGGACACCUUGUGGAGAUGCCUUUGGACUUUUUGGUGGAGGAGGAUAUUGCGAAGGAGGGGCUGGGACUGAAUGCUUUGACAGAGACGCUUUAUACUUGA